CUGAAUGAUAUUUACUCAUCGUAGUCGGGCGACAAGAGUGAAUAAAUCGAGUGCACCUUACACUCUCGGUUUGAACUGCGCCACAGCGUUGCUGUAGUUUCAUUGGACUGAACACUGGGUCGCACUGCCAACAGCAAGUUCUGUGUGAGUGACAGCUGUUAGCAUAACAACUUAUCAGAGAAAUUCCACACGUAAUUUUAGUUAAGAAAAUACAGCGAGUCGAUUUGUAUCAUGCACUGCUGAAGAUGCUGUUUUACUAAAAGGAUAAACGUUUCUCUGUGUACGGAGAGGAUGUCUGUCCCGGCAGGAGAGGGAUGAAGAUGACACAACUGUUGUGGCGUAUUGUGUCAGUGUGGCUGUGUGUAGCUGUAAUCUGUCGGUAUCCUAGUUGCAAUGUUGGAUGUACGGAAACACGUCCAGAGUCCCAGAGGCCCAAAUCCUCAGAGGGUGUCAGUUCAGAGGAAGAGACGGAGGAAAAGACUCAUCAUCAGCAGAAUGAGGAAAGCUGGGCCUUAUCUGCUCAAUCCUUAUCUGAAAAUGAGCAGCUGACAGAGGAUGGGCGCCCAGAAGUGGAGCAGAUAACACAAGAUGUGGACAAAAAGCAGCGCUCAGAGGCUUUUGAAGUAGAGGAGCCUGUUGAAGAAGUAGAGCUGGAACCAGACAGAAUUUUACAGCCUGAGGAAAGCUCUCAAUAUCAACAUCCCGAAACAUCCAUCUCUCAAGAUCCGGAAUCUGCCCCCUUGCAGCUUUCCCCUGACUCUGUUGAUUCUGCUGCGAAUAAAGACGACCCCAGCGUCCCUAACCUUCAAGAAGAAGUCCCAAACAGUAUUUCAAGUGGAGCAUCUGAUUUACCCACUACUGAGGUCAUUGCUUCUAACCUGCCUCCAGCUGACUGCAUGGAGGAAGAGGACAACCCGUAUGAUGGUGGCAGCCCUCCACUGGUUCUGGACAACACCUCUAAUGCUCACACCACAGGUACUAAAACACACUCCGACCCCCCUCUGAGUCCCCCAGCUGUUCACGACACUAAGUAUCUGGAGGCCAACACGUCCCACAUGCUGAAAGAGCAGGACCUGAGCUCCCCAGUCGCUGCAGACACAGAUCCCAGUGCGAGCAGCAAAGACCCAGAGGACAUCCCCACUUUUGAUGAGUGGAAACGGAAAAUGAUGGAGGUGGAGAAAGAGAAGACUUUGUCUACUCACAUUUCUAACAACGGGGGUUCUAAUACAGUGAAGAAGGUCCAGAAAAAUUUCAAUAACUACGCCUCAGUGGAGUGUGGAGCCAAGAUACUCGGUGCAAACCCAGAGGCUAAGAGCACUUCAUCCAUUUUGAAGGAAAACAUGGACUUGUACAUGCUAAACCCCUGUAGUAACAAAAUCUGGUUUAUUAUUGAGCUCUGUGAGCCCAUCCAGGUGAAGCAGCUGGACAUUGCUAAUUUUGAACUUUUCUCCUCCACUCCUAAAGACUUUCUUGUCUCCAUAAGUGAUAGGUACCCAACAAAUAAGUGGCUUAAGCUGGGAACCUUUCACGCCCGGGAUGAGCGUACAGUGCAGAGCUUCCCAUUAGAUGAGCAUCUUUACGCUAAAUAUGUGAAGAUGUUCACCAAGUACAUAAAGGUAGAGCUGGUCUCUCACUUUGGUACCGAGCAUUUCUGUCCCCUAAGUCUGAUAAGGGUGUUUGGUACAAGCAUGGUUGAGGAGUAUGAGGAGAUUGCUGAUCCCUCUGAGAGACCUGAUGAUCUUGAUGAUGACUUGGAUUAUCCUUCGGGAACUGCACCCGGGGAAGUGAAGUCAUCCAAGAAUCUGAUUGGAUCCGCAAAAGAUGCCAUUUUGAACAUUGUAAAUGUUGCUGUCAACGCUCUUGGAGGCAACUCAGAGAUGAAUGGCAACGUUUCAUCUCAGGAAGUGAACAUGACUGAGCCAUCACAACAGCUUGAAACCACCUCUGAAACUGUAACUACUGACCUACCUACAGAUCCAGACAGUGAAGAUGUACAGGCUUUACAAGAGUCUGCUGUCCCUCCUACUGAAGUCCCAUCUUUAGAGAUUCCUUCACUAGAGCCGACUACUACUGAUGAUGAUGAACAACAGCUCCCCCCAGUGGAGGAAAAAAUAGUCAUCCCUUUAGAGAAAGACGAGGAAGAACCAAUCAGCUCUACAAUCACUCUUCUGGAGAAGGAGGAUGAGUUGGAUGAAGGGAAAGAGAAAAAGGUUCAUCAAGAGCGGCACAAAGAAAACCUGAAGUACUGCCGUUCGUUUGCUUCUCUUUCUUCUUCAUGCUCGUGCACUCCCUCCCUCCAAGAGUAUGUCCAGCAGCAGUGUUCAGCCUUACUGUCCACAAAGAGGAAAUGCCAAACAAUGGACGUAAAGCCAAACAUCUCUCCCAUUCAGACACUCUUACCUCCUCCCCCGUCUGCCUUACCUGAGCCUCAGUCGGAUGGUGGGGAGGAAAAAGAACAAAUCGCUGAGCUGGAGCCAGAUAGUGAAGUAAUAUCAGAGGAGUUACAGCCAGCCGAAAACUCAGAAGAAUCCAUAUCUGAACCAGUUGUACUGGAGCCAAGUCAGACCUUGAACCUCCCCAGCCCCAGUGCCAUAGAGUCAUCCUUUGCCAAACUUACACCUACUGAGGAAACACCACAGCUGUCUUCUGAGGAGCCAGGCCCCGAAAAUAGCCAGGAUGUGCUGGCUGAGGAGAAACACAUUGAACCGUCAGCCAUUCUGAGCAGCUCUACCCAUGAUAAACCCAGCGUCAGCGUCUCAGUGGAAGAUUCAUCAGAGGUACCAACCCAGGAAAAGCCUAAUGUUGAUGAGCCAGAAGUUAACACCCCCAUCCAAAUCCAAGAUCAAACAGAUCAGUCUCUGCUUCUCCUGCCCACCUCUUCUUAUUCAGAGCAUCAAGCUGUGCCACCAGUUGUGCCUGAAAGUGGCCCCACUCCCACUGAAGCAUCCCACCCUGCUCCAGAUACUGUUGCAGAAAGCGAACCUCCUGUGGCUGUAACAGAUAUGAAAAUGGAGGAUCUCUCAGAAGACCCGUCGACUUCCUCAGGCAGCAAUGGUCAGUUGUUGUUCACUUCCUCCCCAACACCUUCUUCGCCUACCUCGUCAUCCCUAUUAGAUAUUUAUGCGGAGCCUUUUAAUGUCACGGAGCAAAAUGGGAACCAGGUGCACGGUUCCAGCCAGAAGGAAUCCGUCUUCAUGAGACUUAAUAACCGCAUCAAGGCCCUGGAGGUGAACAUGUCUCUGAGUGGGCGCUACCUGGAGCAGCUUAGUCAGAGGUAUCGGAAGCAGAUGGAGGAGAUGCAGAGGGCUUUCAACAAAACCAUAAUUAAACUCCAGAACACUUCCAGAAUAGCAGAGGAGCAGGACCUGCGUCAGACUGAAUCAAUUCAGUUGCUGCAGGGUCAGCUGGAGAAUGUGACUCAGCUGGUUCUCAACCUGUCGGUCAGAGUCAGCCAGCUGCAGAAUGAGGUGUCAGACAGGCAGAAUUACCUGCUGCUGUCUCUGGGGUUGUGUUUAUGUCUCGGCCUUCUGCUGUGCGUCAACCACUGCCGCAUCACUAUCCCUCCAACCAUAGAACCUGAGCCACCCAUACCCAAAAGCUACACCUUCUGUUGCCCUGAAAGCAGGCAAUUCUCUUCCUGUGAUGAGACGGGCUUGAAGAGGAGUUCAUCUUAUCCACUUAUCCACUCUGAUUCAUUCCAGUUAGCCACCACUGAAGGCCCAGAAAUGCAUGAAGAGGAAACGCAGAGUCUUUGUGCAGCAAACAGAAAGAGAAGACGUCGUAAAGUAAAACCUAUGGACAAAGUAGAAACUCUGAAACCUUCAUUUCAAGGCGCUCCUGAACUGUCUAAUGGAGCUGUUUGCAAUGGCGUCGCCAUCACUGCAAACCCCACACUCCUUACAAAACAAGUACUUCAACCUUCCUUUAGACACUCGCCGUCAGAGGGCAGUUCGGAGGGGUCUUCUCAUUCAGACGACCCCUCUUUCUGUGGCAUCACUGCAGCCUGCUCUCGGAUCUGUGACGGCCUCCCUCCACCCAAGACUCGUGCAGAGAAACGGGCUUUAAGGCGCCGGCGUCCCAAGCCCAGCUCUGCAGGGGUGGAUUUGCUUCGUGCUCCUCAGAGGAACAACAUUGAACCAUUGCCUAUUACUAUACAAGACAUCUUAAAAAGGAAAACAGAGCAAAACUCGAGCACAUUUAUGGCGCUCGCAGGGCCGGUCUGACAAUAAGAGACGGAAAUUUCAAUCUUCCUCACUGACUGCCAGUUCUUUAAAAAAAGAAAAAAGAGGUGAAGGGUGCCGUUCAUACUGUAGCGCAGGGCAGCUUUAAACUUCAACACAAGACAAUCUGUUCAUUUUUACUCAUAAUUUUGCUUUAAGUUUCUCUGUUUAAUUUGUUUUGGACAUUUUUGUUUGUCAAACUUUAACUUGAAGAAAUGUCUUCCACGCUUUCCAUUAAAGCAUUUAUUUCUUUUGAGUAAUGGCUGUUACGGUUGAGCCAACAAGUUUAAAGAAACCUGUUUUAUUCAUUAUCAAUCUUUAUUCUGACAUGCCUUUAAAGCAGUUUUGACUCAGUAAGAGGUGGGAAAUUCAAUAUCUUAUACCUUUUACUCAGUUCUUCAGCUGUCUGAAAUGAGCUGUUUAAGUUAUUUUCUCUUUAAGUACAUUGAUAAUCGAUUAGCAGAUCAUGCAAUGCUUGAUAAAAACAAAUAAAUAAAUUAAUAAAAAGGUUCAUACAGGG
Messenger RNA from Melanotaenia boesemani (Boeseman's rainbowfish), 4740 nucleotides. RefSeq names its product SUN domain-containing ossification factor-like. Bases 315 to 4223 code for a protein of 1302 amino acids. Gene Ontology annotation, cellular component: membrane; cytoplasm. The transcript is spliced from 24 exons. NCBI's taxonomy places the organism in Eukaryota, Metazoa, Chordata, Actinopteri, Atheriniformes, Melanotaeniidae. Gene Ontology annotation, biological process: regulation of bone remodeling; protein folding in endoplasmic reticulum. The record is from RefSeq and is a predicted model, not a curated record.